This is a messenger RNA of Brassica napus (rape), 1200 nucleotides long. RefSeq lists its product as uncharacterized. The transcript has a single exon. Lineage: Eukaryota; Viridiplantae; Streptophyta; Magnoliopsida; Brassicales; Brassicaceae. Bases 1 to 1200 code for a protein of 399 amino acids. The record is from RefSeq and is a predicted model, not a curated record.
AUGGAAGAAAACAGUAACAACAAACAUCUCAACAUUCCUGUGACCUUGAAAGGGAUUAAUUAUCUCUUCUGGGCCAGGAUGGUGAAGAGAGCCCUUGGAGGAAAAGGUUUAUGGAAGUAUGCUACAACAGCAGCAGCUCCAAAACAAACUGUCCAAGGAGAAGAUGGAAAGGAGAUGGUGGUAGCUGAUGAAGAUAAAUGGGGUCAAGAAAAUCUUAUGGUGCUCUCAGCUCUCCUCAGCUCCCUUGAACCAGCAAUCAUGGAGUCUUACUCAUACUGUGAGACUACCAAGCAGCUGUGGGACACUCUCUACAAAGUUUAUGGAAAUGUCUCCAACCUAACUAGGGUCUUUGAAGUGAAGAAAGCCCUCAACGGUCUCAGUCAAGGAGAUAUGGAGUUUCAACCUCACUUUGGCAAGUUUAGAUCUCUUUGGGCAGAGCUGGAGCUACUGAGACCAUACACUGUGGAUCCUGACAUUCUUCUAGCCAGGCAUGAGGAAGAUAAAGUCUUUGGAAUGCUGCUCACUCUCAACUCAUCCUAUGGAGGUCUUAUCAAGCACAUCUUAAGGGCAGAUAAGCUCCCUGAUCUAGAUGAUGUUUGUGCUCAAAUCCAGAAGGAAGAAGGGUCUGUGAGCCUAUUUGGAAGCAAGGGAGACUUGAGCAUGGCUCACAAGGCUGAGGAAGUAAUAGCCAAAAAAGCUGCUUACAAGCAAGAGGAUAGGAAGUCUUUGACCUGUGACCACUGCAAGAAGAAGGGGCAUCUGAAAGACAAGUGCUGGAUCCUGCAUCCCCAUCUGAAGCCAAACAAGUUCAAGGAGACAAGAUCCCAGUACCAGGAUGCAAGAGCCAACUUCUCAGCUGAUGGUGUUGAGCCAGCAACCCCAAACUCAGUCUACUCCAGCAGCCAUGGUGGAGGAAGUGCUAUGGCAUCAACCUCUGCGUACACCACACCAAGGACUAACCUGGACUUGGAGACUCUCAUCAAAGCCCUAAAAGAAUCUGGUAUCUCUAGAACUCUUGGAAUAUCUCUUAAUGCCUCUCACACUGCUGGUGAUAUUUUAAAUGUUUCAAAAUCAGCUAAACCAUUGGUAAUAGACUCUGGUGCUUCACAUCAUAUGAUUAAUGAUAAAAAUCUGAUUAAAAACAUAAAACCAGCUUCAGGAAAUGUGAUGAUAGCAAAUGGUGAUAAAAUUCCAAUAUAA